AUGACUGUCCGAUCAGCGCUGUCGCUGGUCCACCGGCGACUGACAACGUCCCCCGGCGCCGUUGCUGCUGCUGCUGCUGCUGCCGCCCUCGCCAAGAGCAGCAUACACGUCGGAUUACUCCCAUGCAGCAGGCUGCCGGCACAUAGCCAUCCUCGCUACAGGAUGCUCUCCACCACCACUGCCGCCGCUGGUGCCGCCGCUGGUGCCGCCACUUCCCUCCCGCGCCUCCCGAUCCUCGAGGCCGUCGCCGCGCACGACCCCGCGUCCACGGCCGUCAUCCACGCUCUCUCCGGCCGUCGCUUCACCUACGGUGAGCUCCUCGGCGACGUCGCCCGCGCGCGGGAGCGCCUGCGGGAAGCGGUGGGCGGGAAGGAGAAGUCACUCACCGGCGAGCGCGUGGCCUUUUUGAUAGAAAACAGCUACGACUAUGUCGUCAUGCUCCUGGCCAUCAUGGCCGCCCGCGCCAUCGCCGUGCCCCUCUCGCCGCCUUUUCCCGCCCCGGAGCUGCAGUACAUCCUCGACCAGAGCGCCGCCUCGGUCCUCGUCGCCUCCCCCAAGUUUGCCGCCAAGGCCCGCGAGGUGCUCGCCACGGACCUGCAGCGGAAGCCCGUCUACUUUGAGCUUCCCAAGCACACGGGGCGCGCGGCGAACAAGGAGACUGUCUCGUUGGCCGACGAGGACCUCUCCGGUGCCGGCCUGAUGCUAUAUACCUCGGGCACCACCAACCGACCAAAAGGCGUCUUGCUGCCCGAAGAAGUCCUCACAGCGCAGUGCCGCUCUCUCCAUCAAGCAUGGGAGUACUCGCCCGCCGACCGCCUCCUCCACGUCCUGCCCCUCCACCACAUCCACGGCACCGUCAACGCCGUUCUCACGCCGCUCUUUGCCGGCUCCUCCAUUGAGUUCAUGUUCCCCUUCAACGCCGACGCCGUCUGGAAGCGCCUUGCCGCACCCUUCCUUCCUAAUCCGACCGCCUCCCCCAUCACCUUCUUCACCGUCGUGCCCACCGUCUACAGCCGUCUCCUCGCCAGCCACAAGGCGCUCUCGCCCGACGUGCAGGCCGCCACCCGCGAGGCCACUUCGCCGCGCCACCUGCGCGUCAACAUCUCCGGGUCCGCCGCGCUGCCGACCCCCGUCAAGGCCGCCUGGGCCGCCCUCAGCGGCGGCAACGUGCUCCUCGAGCGCUACGGCAUGACCGAGGUCGGCAUGGCCCUGAGCUGCGGCCUGGCCUUUUCCGACCGCGUCGACGCCAGCGUCGGCUGGCCCCUGCCCUCCGUCGAGGCCCGCCUCGUCGACAUGGACACGGGCGACGUCAUCGAGCCCGGCCGCGAGCUCGACGCCCAGGGCCGCGAGCGCUCCGGCGAGAUCCAGCUCCGCGGGCCCACCAUCUUUCGCGAGUACUGGCGCAACCCCGACGCCACUGCCAAAGAGUUCGUCGACGGCGGCGAAGGCGGCGGCGGCAAGUGGUUCAAGACGGGCGACGUCGCGGUGCGCCGCCCCGUCGACACCGCCGGGCACAACAGCGCGCAGCAGGGCUGGGCCCAGGGGCCCAUGUACUUUAUCCAGGGCCGCAUGACGGCCGACAUCAUCAAGACGGGCGGCGAAAAGGUCAGCGCGCUAGAGGUCGAGCGCGAGCUGCUCUCGCUGCCCGAGGUCGCCGAGGCCGCCGUCGUCGCCGUGCCGAGCGGCAGCUGGGGCCAAAAGGUCGGCGCCGUCAUCAUCCUCGACACGGAGCACGCCGCCCGCUGGACGCCGCUCGAGAUGCGCCGCGCCCUCAAGGGCAGGCUCGCCGCCUACAAGAUCCCCCAGGUCAUGAAGAUUGUCGACCACAUUCCCCGCAACGCCAUGGGCAAAAUUAACAAGAAGCAGCUCGUCAAGGCCAUCUUUGUGGAGGAGACGAGCGGCGACGAACUGUAA
Molecule: messenger RNA, 1914 nt
Organism: Akanthomyces muscarius
Lineage: Eukaryota; Fungi; Ascomycota; Sordariomycetes; Hypocreales; Cordycipitaceae
Exons: 3
Coding region: 1-1914 (637 amino acids)
Biological process (GO): fatty acid metabolic process
Molecular function (GO): medium-chain fatty acid-CoA ligase activity
Source: RefSeq, a predicted model, not a curated record